AUUCUAAUUUACCAGUUUGGCAAUAAAUUAGGUACUGAGGAUAAGGGAGAUGAAGAUGUCAAGGAAAAUGCCAGAUCUCUUAUAUAACAAAGGAGAUCAAAGGUGCUAUUCACUAACAUAUGGAAAAACAGGAACACUCUUACUUCAUUCUGACAUUAGCCAAUAGAUAGAUUUGUAGGUGAAUUCUUUGACCAAGUAAAAUAAUAUGUUCAUUAUAUCAAGUAAUUAGCUUUAUAGACAAUUAUAGGGUCACAUCAUUUUAGAAGACGUCUAUUCCAAACCGAAAUUUACUUGUAUAUGAACUCCCCAAGGUCACCUAGAUAAAACAUGUAAUUAUGAGCUCAUCACCAUAAGAGAACCUGCAAGAAAUACCAGAUUACCUGACUGGAAUAUUUUCUAUCCAUUCGUUUUAUAAAUUAUUAACAGAAAUUCCCUCCCUUUGUUUAGUUUUGUAUUUCAUUAGAUUACCUAGACAGUCUGCAUUGACAAAUUAUUUUUUCUUCUUCUCCUCCUCCUUUUUUUCUUUCUUGUUCUGACUCCUCCUCCUUUUUCUUCUCAAUUUAGGAUUUAGACAUUGAAGGACUAUGGGCCAAAACAAUUACAGUUCUCUACAUGGUUUUAUUCUGCUUGGCUUCUCUGAUCAUCCUAAACUGGAGGUGGUCCUGUCAGGAGUUGUCACCAUCUUUUACUUAAUUACAUUGAUGGGUAACAUAGCUAUCAUUCUUGCAUCUCUCCUGGAUUCCCAUCUGCACACACCAAUGUAUUUUUUCCUCAGGAAUUUAUCUUUCCUAGAUCUGUGUUUCACCACCAGCAUUGUACCUCAGAUGCUAGUUAACUUGUGGGGACAUGAUAAGACCAUCAGCUAUGUGGGUUGUGUCAUUCAACUCUAUGUUUAUAUGUGGUUGGGCUCCAUUGAGUGCCUUCUCCUGGCUGUUAUGUCCUAUGAUCGUUUUACAGCUAUUUGCAAACCUUUACAUUAUUUGGUAAUCAUGAACCCACAUUUAUGUCUCAAGAUGAUUAUCAUGGUAUGGGCUAUUAGUUUGGCCAAUUCUGUGGUAUUAUGUACACUCACAUUGAAUUUGCACAGGUGUGGAAACAACCUUCUGGAUCAUUUCUUGUGUGAGUUGCCAGCUAUGGUUAAGAUAGCUUGUGUAGACACCACAGCAGUUGAAAUGUCUGUUUUUGCUUUAGGCAUUGUCAUUGUCCUUACACCCCUCCUCCUCAUUCUUAUAUCCUAUGGUUACAUUGCCCAAGCUGUGCUGAGAAUGAAGUCAAUAGCAGGCCAACGAAAAGCAAUUAAUACUUGUGGAUCUCAUCUCACUGUGGUGUUUAUCUUCUAUGGAACAAUCAUCUACAUGUACCUGCAGCCAGGUAACAGUGCCUCCAAAGACCAGGGCAAGUUCCUCACCCUCUUUUAUACUAUAAUCACUCCAAGCCUCAACCCCCUCAUCUACACCUUGAGGAAUAAAGACAUGAAGGAUGCACUGAAGAAGCUCAUAAGGGUUGACUAUGAAUCUACAAAAACAAAGAACUGGAAAUCGUAGGAAAAUAUUAACGUAAAUAAGGCAGUGAACUAUGUCUUCUAAUUGGCUUAAUUUUUAGUGAGACAAGUAAUCCCUAGAUCAUAAUAUAGUAAUUCUUUCAUGCAAAUCUUUUGUGGUUACAAACAA
This is a messenger RNA of Loxodonta africana (African savanna elephant), 1670 nucleotides long. RefSeq names its product olfactory receptor 2W1-like. Lineage: Eukaryota; Metazoa; Chordata; Mammalia; Proboscidea; Elephantidae. The transcript has a single exon. Gene Ontology annotation, molecular function: G protein-coupled receptor activity; olfactory receptor activity. Gene Ontology annotation, cellular component: plasma membrane. The record is from RefSeq and is a predicted model, not a curated record. Gene Ontology annotation, biological process: detection of chemical stimulus involved in sensory perception of smell; G protein-coupled receptor signaling pathway. Bases 585 to 1544 code for a protein of 319 amino acids.